Molecule: messenger RNA, 1279 nt
Organism: Abrus precatorius (Indian licorice)
Lineage: Eukaryota; Viridiplantae; Streptophyta; Magnoliopsida; Fabales; Fabaceae
Product: probable NAD(P)H dehydrogenase (quinone) FQR1-like 2
Exons: 2
Coding region: 149-943 (264 amino acids)
Molecular function (GO): FMN binding; NAD(P)H dehydrogenase (quinone) activity
Source: RefSeq, a predicted model, not a curated record
ACAAGUCUGAACUCUCAGCUCUGAAAUUCUGAAUUUUCAGUCCUACUCGGAUUCUUUCAUUCCCUUUCGGUUCUCCAAAUUCUGCAUCGUUGCCACACUCUGCACUCUUCAAUUCCCAUUUCACAUUCCCAAUUUCCCUUCGCUUUUGAUGGGGAAAGGACUAGGCUGUGUUCCCAGCAAGAAGAAGACACCGCCGGUUACCAACGAUUCUCCGCCGGUAGCCGCCGGAGGGUCGAGGGACGCGCCGAUCCCGGCGGAGGAGGACGCCCACGCCGAACACACAAAUGCGCCGCAAAUUGAAGAAACGGCGUCGGCUUCGAUUCCGGCUGGUGCGAGAUUGAAGAUCUUCAUCGUGUUCUAUUCGAUGUACGGGCACGUGGAAGGACUUGCGAGGAGGCUGAAGAAAGGCGUGGACAGUGUGGAAGGCGUGGAAGGGGUUUUGUAUAGGGUUCCGGAGACAUUGUCGAUUGAGGUGUUGAACAUGAUGAGGGCGCCGCCGAAGGACGAUACCAUCCCGGAGAUAACUCCGGGAGAAUUGCCGGACGCCGAUGGGGUGUUGUUUGGGUUUCCGACGAGGUAUGGGGCGAUGGCGGCGCAAAUGAAGGCUUUCUUUGACUCAACGGGACAGCUGUGGAAGGAGCAGAAGCUUGCAGGGAAACCUGCUGGGUUCUUUGUUAGCACUGGCACUCAAGGAGGAGGCCAAGAAACUACUGCUUGGACAGCAAUCACUCAGCUGGCACACCAUGGAAUGCUAUUUGUUCCUGUUGGAUAUACAUUUGGACCGGGAAUGUUCAAGAUGGACUCCAUAAGAGGGGGUUCUCCAUAUGGUGCAGGAGUGUUUGCAGGUGAUGGCACAAGAGAGCCUAGUGAAACAGAACUGGCACUUGCAGAGCAUCAGGGCAAGUAUAUGGCUGUUAUAGUCAAGAAGCUCGCCCAGUCAUGAUGGUGUUUUCUUGAUUUCAUUCAAUUCUUGUUGAUCGUCUGUAUUUUUUGACCUUUCCUUUGUUGUCAAAUCGGUUCUGGCAUUUUACCAUUGCAUCGUGACGAGGAAUGACAGCUCUGUUCCACUAUCAAUUCUGUUGGGGUUGGGGAUUCCCAUGUUGUUCUAGGUUCUGCAUUGUUCCGGAAUCUGUAGAUGUUGAUAAUUUUCAUCAAAUAAUAAUGUCUAUUUGUGUAUCUUCCUGUCCCCGUUUUUUUUCUUGGUGUGCCUUGUGCAUGAGUGUAUUAUGACCUGGGAAAAUUAUGAGUUUGAUUAUAUGAAUUAUUAAAAAUUAUACAG